UGAAUUACGAUCUGGUAUUUCAGAUGAGAAACUUCUUAACUGCCUUGAAUCUCUGAGGGUUUCUUUAACCAGCAAUCCUGUCAGCUCAGCAACUACCAGACAACUCCAAAGAAUUAUGGGACCAGGUGAGAAACUGGUAGGUCCUGAUUGGCUGGAGGCAGCAGCGUUCUGGUAGCUGAUUGGCUCCACAGGUCGCGGGAGGCUGCUUGCAUCACCACACAUGGAAGCUUCUGGUGGUAGCCCUCUGUAGAGGUCAGAGCCCACCUGAGGAACUCACUGACUAGAGGGAAAACCUACCUCCUAAUCUCUCUGAGCUCUCCUUAAGGAUGAGUAAGAAUGGUUUUGUGAGCUAUGGCAGCGUUACUGCUGUGGGUGGAGCCAUUGGAAGCAAUGACCAACCAUUUCAGGGUGGUGCAGCUCCUGCUACUAAGGCCCCAAGAUCCAAGGUUCGAAUCCAGGAUAUUAUACCUUGUAAACAGCUGCUCAUCUCCGCCCUGGUUGACAAUGUCUUCAAGAUUAGGGGAAUUGAAGUUUUCCAGGUCUCUCUUGUGGGGAUAACCAGAAAGGCAGAGAGGGCUUCCAGCUACAUUCUUUACGGAAUUGAUGAUAUGACCACCAAGCCUAUUGAGGUCCACCAGUGGCUCAGAAGAAAUAAAGCAAAACAGAGGAUGUCGCUUCUUCCAGUGGGAGUAUAUGUCAAAGUGAUUGGUAUCCUCAAAUGUUUUAAGGAAGUAAAGGGCCUUGAAGUCUUGAAUAUCCGUGUCCUGGAGGACAUGAAUGAGUUCACCACACAUAUUCUGGAAACAGUCAGUGCACAUAUGAUGUUGGAUAAAGCCCACCAAGUGGCCUCUGGGCCCAGUGCGGCUGUUGUCCCAUCAAAAAUAGAAGAGGUCCAAAAGUAUGGCGAUUACUACCACCUUGACUUCAUCCACAAGGAAGUUCAGCAUUUGAUCCGUCAGUGUCCUCAACAGGAAGGUGAAAGUGUGCAUGAGCUCCAGACCCAGCUUCACAGCCUGAGCGACGGGGCCAUCAAGCAAGCCCUUGAAUAUCUGACCAUUGAGGGCUACUUUUACCCCGCUGUGGAUGAAGAGCAUUUUAAAUCUGCUGACUGAAGCAAUGAAAAGAUUUUUCAUUUUCCAAAGAUCCUUGCCUCCAUCUGUGAGUGAGUUUAACCUGUUGACUUUUAGGAAGUAGAUUUUUUUUCAACAAAAUAUCUCAGCUGGCAUACUUUGGACCCUCAGUGCUUUUCCAAAUGCUUUGAACUUCUCUGUUUUUCUAACUGUAUUUGAAGCUCAGAAGGAGAUGGUGAUGGAGAAAUUGACUGGACUUUUUGUAGGAUUUGCCACCAAGCAAAUGAAAACAGUCCUGUAUGAAUGAAUUUGGGAGAGAAAAGGUACAGAAAAAAAAUGGAAAAUUGUUAUUUGUUGUGUGGGAGCUUCUUUUUCUGAAAUAUCCAUAUAUUAGGAGAAUAUAGAAUAAGUCAAGGAACCAAUUAAGAGAGAAAAACAAAAAUUCUAUUGUUUUUACGUUAGACUUAUUUUCUGUGUUUGGAUUUAGCUUAUAAUCCUAUUAUCUCUUGCUAAAUGUAGUAAUUGGUUAAUUUGAAUGUGCUAAAGAGAGCAAUUUAUGAAGUGCUCAGUUCAAUAUUUAUUGAGUGAUUUGCUCUUAUUACCAUAGAUUUAUUUUUAAAAAAUAAAAUUAUAGUAUGUUUAACAGCUCUUAUUACCACAGGUUUAUGUUUUUAAAAAAAAUACAAUUAUAUUACCUUUAAAUGCCAGCUCUUAUUAACGUAAGUUUAUGUUAAAAAAUAAUAUUAUGACUAAAUAACAGCAAACAUAAACUAUGUUUAA
This is a messenger RNA of Leptonychotes weddellii (Weddell seal), 1850 nucleotides long. The record is from RefSeq and is a predicted model, not a curated record. Lineage: Eukaryota; Metazoa; Chordata; Mammalia; Carnivora; Phocidae.